AUGUCUGGUCUGGAGGCGAGCUCGAAUGAAGCUUUAGAGCUGAAAGAAGAGAAGGGCUUUGACGUGGAGCUCGAAGGAAAUCCCGAUUUUGAUUACGGACGUGAUCCCUUCGAAUAUUUAUUUUACAGGGACAGGAAAGAGUGGUCGGACCUGGAGCCCGUUCCCCAGGACGAUGGACCGAACCCCGUCGUGAAGAUCGCAUAUUCUGAAAAGUUUACUGAUGUAUUUGAUUAUUUCCGUGCACUACUGAAGAACGAUGAGAAGAGUGAGAGGGCGUUCACCCUGACGGCUGAGGCCAUUGAGCUGAACGCAGCUAACUACACUGUGUGGCACUACAGGCGUGUGCUGCUGCAGGCCCUGGAGAAGGACCUGAGGCAGGAGAUGAGGUACAUCACCGCCAUCAUCGAGGAACAGCCCAAGAACUACCAAGUGUGGCAUCACAGACGCAUGGUGGUGGAGUGGCUCAGCGACCCCUCGGAGGAGCUGGAGUUCAUCGCAGACAUUCUCAGUCAAGACGCAAAGAACUACCACGCCUGGCAGCACCGGCAGUGGGUCAUCCAGGAGUACAAGCUGUGGGACAGCGAGCUGGAGUUCGUGGAGAGGCUCCUUGAGGAGGACGUGAGGAACAACUCGGCCUGGAACCAGAGGCACUUCGUCAUCUCCCACACCACGGGCUACUCGGACCCCGCCAUCCUGGACAGGGAGGUCCAGUACUGCCUGUGUCAGAUCCGGAAGGCUCCGCACAACGAGAGCGUGUGGAACUAUCUAAAGGGGAUCCUCCAGGACCGGGGCCUGUCGUCCCACCCCGGGCUCCUGGAGCGCGUCCUGGAGUUGAAGGAGACCCAGUGCUCCCCGUACCUCCUGGCCUUCCUGGUGGACAGCUACGAGGACGCCCUGGAGACCAACAACACCAGGGCCACCCUCAACCAGGCCCAGGAGGUGUGCGCGCUGCUGGCCCAGGUGAAGGACACCAUCAGGAGGGAGUACUGGCUGUUUCUGGGCCGCUCCCUGGAGAGCAAGUACGGCCCCACCGCCGCCCCCCAGUCGGACGCCGCCUCCAGCGAUGCUGCCGACCAGCAGGAGCUGAGUUAACCCUCUGCGGGUCCACGGCCCGGUCCGGAGCCCGGUCCACAGCAUAUUCCGGUCCGUAGCCCGGGUCCGGUCCGGUCCACACCAUAGUCCGGUCCACAGCAUAGUCUAGUCCUGGUGAUCCUCCACACCAUGGCUGGGAAUAACCCCUGCGCCCACAGCUUCAAGUUUACAGCGAUGUGUCCCUGUGCACUCCGAUACCGUCGACCCAGACUCAAACCGGACUCAAACGCAUCAAGUUCGCUACGACAUUGUCAAGGAUCAGCAGACUACUGGUCUGCCUUUUAAGAGGAAGAUAUCUAAUUGGACAACUGCCUUUCGACUGGCUGUGUAGCGGUAAUAAAAAAGGAGCGGUAAAAGUGGAACAAGCUAAGUGUUUAGGUGCAUGUUGGUCUGACCGGUCAGGAUGACUUCUGACGGUUUCUAAGAGUCUGUUACUCAGUGAUGCGUCGCUUUGUGUGUGAAUUGCAACUAGACGAGCCGUGUUUGUGUUUGUGCUUUGAUAGAAAUAUCACCUGCAUUGUAAAAAGACAUGAUUAAAAAAAUGUAACCUGAUCGUCUUGAUGAUUUUUUUUUUCCUUUAC
Messenger RNA from Gadus chalcogrammus (walleye pollock), 1673 nucleotides. RefSeq names its product farnesyltransferase, CAAX box, alpha (gene fnta). The record is from RefSeq and is a predicted model, not a curated record. Gene Ontology annotation, molecular function: CAAX-protein geranylgeranyltransferase activity; protein farnesyltransferase activity. Gene Ontology annotation, biological process: protein farnesylation; protein geranylgeranylation. NCBI's taxonomy places the organism in Eukaryota, Metazoa, Chordata, Actinopteri, Gadiformes, Gadidae. The coding region runs from base 1 to 1092 and encodes 363 amino acids. The transcript is spliced from 9 exons. Gene Ontology annotation, cellular component: cytoplasm; protein farnesyltransferase complex; CAAX-protein geranylgeranyltransferase complex.